This is a messenger RNA of Toxotes jaculatrix (banded archerfish), 2877 nucleotides long. Its product is annotated as CMRF35-like molecule 1. The record is from RefSeq and is a predicted model, not a curated record. Bases 171 to 1298 code for a protein of 375 amino acids. The transcript has 6 exons. NCBI's taxonomy places the organism in Eukaryota, Metazoa, Chordata, Actinopteri, Toxotidae.
GAAGGUAGAUGCUGUUUCAUUUGAACGAGGCUGCCCAGUGACAGAGCACGAUGAAUCCUUUGACCGCCUUAUAGAUUUUUAAACGGACAGAUGUUGAAUCACUGCACCGAAACCUGGAGGGACUGCUGAGAGAAAGAGACAACUACAGAGCUGGUGCUUUAUCAAUUACAAUGAAGAUCAUUUCUUUCUUGUGUUGUCUUUUAUUUGCUACAUGGACAGAAGGAGCCGACAUAAAUGUCGAGGGAUUCGAAAGGAGAGAAGUCUCAUUCCGCUGCUCACACAGCUUAGCCUGGAAAAAUGAUAAAUACUUCUGCAAGAAUCCGUGUGAGAAUGAAGACGUAUUAGCUACUGUAAAAUCUGGUAGAAAAGCAGAGUCGGGGAGGAUAACUCUGGUGGACUGGGGGCAUGGAGUCUUUGAUGUGACCUUUAGACACCUCCAGCUGUCAGACUCGGGGACGUACUGGUGUGCAGUGGACAGGCCUGGUUUUGAUACAUACAUCAAAGUAAUCUUGACUGUUAAGGAAGCUAUUGCAAAUGAGACAACUGACGUUUCUCCCACGCGGACGUAUAAGAAUAUUUCCAACUCAACACAAGUAACAUCUGGAACUGACACUGGAAGGCCUACAAACCAGCCAACAGCUAUUGCAAAUGAGACAACUGUCAUACCUGACGUUUCUCCCACGCGGACGUAUAAUAUUUCCAACUCAACACAAGUAACAUCUGGAACUGACACUGGAAGGCCUACAAACCAGUCGACAGGCACUGUGUUGUACGCUACUUUCGGGUGUGUUGCUGUGUUGGUCUGUUGGACUGUCUUGGUGCUGGCAAUGAGACUCAGGAAAUGCAGAGAAGACUCAGAGCCUCUACCACAGGUCUGCCCUAACAGCACAGUUUUAAUCUGUGCAGACGAAAGACAGUUUGACCACCCAAGGCCAGAUCCACCAGCAUCUGCACCCACAGAAGCUGAGUCUAGCGACCCCCUUCAUAUCUAUGAAAACAUCUGUUGCAGUAAAAGAGGCCCUGCAUGUUCAAGCCAUUCUGCUGCAAAUGUCCAAAACAACCGCACCAUCUCAGGGGUCUACUUCAAGCCUUUGCCGCUUGCAAUACCUGAAAGAACAGGUUAUGGUUGUCUCCAAAAAUGCACAAAUAAACCCACAGCAAUGGGAAAUUCCCCUAGCAGACCUACAGAAACUUGUAUGAGGAAUGUGUCAGCCAGUCCCUCCAAAUCCUGCAGUGAUUCAUAUGAAUCGAAGCCCAAAUCACUUUGGUUUGGUUUAAAUUUAUCGGGAACAGUCUAAGUUGAUCUCAAAGACACAAUUGAUACGAUCUGUCUGCACUGAUGAGCAGCUGAACCGUACGUCCUCCUCUGCUUGUCCAGUUAUAAGCAACAUCUGUCUUUGACUUAAACCUACUGGACUAACACUGCUAUUGCACAUAUACUGUCUUACAAAUGCAGAGAACCGUGAUUACGGGAACAGUGAAGUUGAGAAAAAAGGAUUUGAACUUUGAAGGCUCUCAGCUAAAAUGUAAAUUGUGAAACGUAAACUUAAUGCCUUUUCAGUCUGAUUAUUAAUCGUUGUCACAGACUCAGUGUAAAACAUACAUUUAGAUAGAGAGCCAUCUAAAAGACAGAAUAAACACAGUAUCAACAAAUAAAAUAGGUUCUUGUUUCUUCUUCAGUUUUUUUGUUCUUUUGAACAAGCUACUUUAAUAAAUUAGUCUUUAAUUAAAUAGAUUUAAAUGUGUGAUUUAGGCUAGUUACCUUUAUGCAAAUUAUUUUUUCUGGUAUUUCCUUAGUUAUGAUUAGAUUGAGCUAUUGCUAUAAUUGUGAAGUAUCACUAACUCAGUUACUAAUAUGUAAUUACAGUAAACUAGAAUUAGCUUCAGCUAAGUUUAAGUUUAUUACUUUAUUGAUCUCUCAAGCUGGGGAACUUUAUCUCUGCAGAUUUAUCUCUGGUGCCCCGUAUUCAUCUUUAUUUUUAGACAACCUUGACUAGCCUUUGUUUCCUAUUUCUCGCUAGUGUGUCUAAAUCACACUCAGUGUCUAUUUGAGCACAAAGAUGUGGUCCACACAUGGUCACUCAAGUGUGAAAAACCAUUUUAGGGUUAGCACUUGGCUUUUGGCUAAAGUUAGGCUAAGCGUUGAGAUAAGGUUGUGGUUAAGGUUGCGUCUUCAGUGGAUGAAUGCCAGUCAAUGAAAUGUCCUCCAGUGACAAAACCAAGCGUGUGUGUGUGUUUGUAAAUGACUGUUUGUGGCUGAUUGUGUCAGGAUGCAUAUAUUUUAAUGUGUGUUUGCAGUUCAUAGAAACAUGUCAGAAUGAAUAAGGGGCCCUUAAUCAGUCAGUGGCAGCAAUUAAACAUGUCUGCACACUGAAAUGCACAUACAUGCAUUGCUGGGCUGAUACAGAUUCAGACUUUGGUGACUCCUUGUGGUCAUAUCAAUAAACACACAGAAGCACUGUACAUAGAUGUUACUCACCAAAUAAGGAUUUCCUGCACAUUACUGUAAAACUGUGAAAAUAAUGUAUUCUGUUUAACAUGGGGCAGCACCACAUUGAUAUCUAAUUCAAAAUGAAGUGAAAAGAAAGGAUGUUUAGGGAUUACUUGCUUUGAUAAUGUAUCAAAAGACAUACUUCUUGAAUUUUCAACUGACAGAUGUGGAAAAUAGAGACUAAAAGAAUAAACAAAGAAGUUGACUUCCUGAUUCUAUUUUGUUUCAGUCUUUCGCAACAUAUUUGUGUUGUGGCAUCAGUCCCAGUCCAGUUCCUAUUAAAUAUCACUCUUAAAGUGCUUGUGUUGGAAUGUAUGUGUUGUUAUAUGGAUCAGGUGUUUAUUUAAUAAUUGAUGUUAAGAUACAGAUGACGACAGUUACAUUUU